Molecule: messenger RNA, 444 nt
Organism: Aphanomyces invadans
Lineage: Eukaryota; Oomycota; Saprolegniomycetes; Saprolegniales; Verrucalvaceae
Exons: 1
Coding region: 1-444 (147 amino acids)
Source: RefSeq, a predicted model, not a curated record
AUGGCAGGAGGCAGCAACAGCAACGGCACGACGGCGCUCGUCUUGCCCCGGCAGUACUCCGCGCGCCUCUUCCGCUCAUCAUGGCUCACAGCGUUCUCGGUGUACUCUGCCGCCCAGUGCGAUUUGUGGAUGUGCUGCACCAUGACGUUGCUCGUACUCUUCACGUCGCUCAACUAUUGGCAGCAUCCCGUCCGUGGGUGGCGACGCAACGUGGACAUUUCCGCCGUCGUACUGGGCUUCGCGUACCAUCUUUAUCAAUCGCUGUGGUGUGCAUCGUGGUCCCACCAAAUUCUGUACUACGCGUUCGUGGUCAAGACCGUAUACUGCUACUCCCAAGCCCGUGCAGCCCCAAACAAGGACGUGUCGUCACGAUGGCACAUGAUCAUGCACUUGGUUGGCAACAUUGGCAACCUCAUUUUGUACGCCGGUGGGUUAAACGUAUAA